AUGACCUGCAACUGCGGUAGAUUUCAUUUAAACCAUUUAUCAACCAUAACCUGCAACUCCGGUAGAUUUCAUCUAAACCAUUUAUCAACCAUGACCUGCAACUGCGGUAGAUUUCAUUUAAACCAUUUAUCAACCAUAACCUGCAACUCCGGUAGAUUUCAUCUAAACCAUUUAUCAACCAUAACCUUUAACUCCAGUAGAUUUCAACUAAACCAUUUAUUAACCAUAACCUGCAACUCCAGUAGAUUUCAUCUAAACCAUUUAUCAACCAUAACCUGCAACUCCGGUAGAUUUCAUCUAAACCAUUUAUUAACCUGCAACUCCGGUAGAUUUCAUUUAAACCAUUUAUCAGUUAUAACCUGCAACUCCGGUAGAUUUCAUCUAAACUAUUUAUCAACCAUAACCUGCAACUCCAGUAGAUUUCAUCUAAACCAUUUAUUAAUGAUAACCUGCAACUCCAGUAGAUUUCAUCUAAACCAUUUAUCAACCAUGACCUGCAACUCCGGUAGAUUUCAUCUAAACCAUUUAUCAACCAUGACCUGCAACUCCGGUAGAUUUCAUCUAAACCAUUUAUCAACCAUAACCUACAACUCCGGUAGAUUUCAUCUAAACCAUUUAUCAACCAUGACCUGCAACUGCGGUAGAUUUCAUUUAAACCAUUUAUCAACCAUAACCUGCAACUCCGGUAGAUUUCAUCUAAACCAUUUAUCAACCAUAACCUGCAACUCCGGUAGAUUUCAUCUAAACCAUUUAUCAACCAUAACCUGCAACUCCGGUAGAUUUCAUCUAAACCAUUUAUCAGUUAUAACCUAA
Messenger RNA from Eurytemora carolleeae, 813 nucleotides. RefSeq lists its product as uncharacterized. The transcript has a single exon. The coding region runs from base 1 to 813 and encodes 270 amino acids. NCBI's taxonomy places the organism in Eukaryota, Metazoa, Arthropoda, Copepoda, Calanoida, Temoridae. The record is from RefSeq and is a predicted model, not a curated record.